Molecule: messenger RNA, 771 nt
Organism: Lycium ferocissimum
Lineage: Eukaryota; Viridiplantae; Streptophyta; Magnoliopsida; Solanales; Solanaceae
Exons: 2
Coding region: 101-643 (180 amino acids)
Source: RefSeq, a predicted model, not a curated record
AUUCCAAUGCCUGCUUGCUGGUAUUGGUGGAAACGGCGUAGAGAUUCAUUCAGCGUCACUUCCUGAUGUUGGAGCCAAGGACGUCAAUUUGUCAUGAGAUAUGUCUCAUUGUUUCUACACUCUUGAAUGUGGACAUGGAGAUGAGGAAGGACACGUUCUUUCGGGUAUCAACAGUUACCGACAAUCCCACAACGUACCAGCGCUAACAAAGCACGACAAAGCAGAUUGCCUAGCUGACGAAAUCGCAGACGAGAUGGAAAACCAACCAUGCCCUAGGGGCGGCAUUACACCCGGUCCAGCAUCUCAAUUUGCUCAGUACCCGAAACUCUUAGACAAGUGCGACAUAAACAUUAACACGACAACGGACGGCGUUAUCCUCCCGGUUUGUGUCCAUGAUCGUGUUGCGACCCUUGUGAUAACGAACUAUACUCAGUCUCAGCAUGCGAGGUACCUUAACAAUUCUAAGUACACUGGAGCUGGAAUUGGCACUGAGAAUGAUUGGACUGUCUUGGUCUUGACCACAAAUACUGUCGGUGGAAGCUUUGCUAGUGGAGCCACUAGCAUGAUUAGUCAUGUGUUUGGUUGUAGCCAUUAUUUGAUGUUCUUGUUGUUAGGUCUCUUCCAAUUUAAUUAUGUUCAUUAAUAUGACUGGUAGUUGGCCCUUGUAGUAUCUGUAUUGACUGUUCUUCUGUAUAUGUGUAUUGCAAGGCUUUAUGUGGAUCAAUCAUCGUGUGCGUUUUAAUUUAAUGUGAUAAUUAAGCAAUUUCUAGA